This is a messenger RNA of Caenorhabditis remanei, 417 nucleotides long. RefSeq lists its product as uncharacterized. Bases 1 to 417 code for a protein of 138 amino acids. The transcript has 4 exons. NCBI's taxonomy places the organism in Eukaryota, Metazoa, Nematoda, Chromadorea, Rhabditida, Rhabditidae. The record is from RefSeq and is a predicted model, not a curated record.
AUGACAAUUUCCAUCGAAUCGUGUCAUUUAUGGGCAAUCGAACGCAACGUAUUUCACGCGAUAAUGAUGGAAUCAGCACGUGAGAAAACAAUGACAAUGAAGAGAUAUCUGAAAUGGUCGAAUCGUUUCUGUGGUUAUCCAGAAGAAGUUUUGUUGAGAAUCGCCGAAUUUUGUACCGAAAUGAGAUAUGAGGCAAGGGAGGAGUUGGUGGUGAAGCCGCAAAAAUUCGUACAAGUCAAAAAAUUGAAAUGGAUGCGAGGGACUGGAUAUUGGAAUUCAGAUGAAUCAAAUCGAAUAAACAAGGAUAUCUGGAUUCUGGAGGGUCGUCAGCAGUUUUUGAAAACUGAUUUUUCAUCAGAAUUCGAUUCUCUAUCGAUUCUGCUAGGUCUCGUUGCUGGACUCCAAAGUCAGUCCUGA